This is a messenger RNA of Paramecium pentaurelia, 1675 nucleotides long. Lineage: Eukaryota; Ciliophora; Oligohymenophorea; Peniculida; Parameciidae. The record is from the annotation of a GenBank genome assembly.
AUGAGACAUGAUUUUUUCAUGGAAAAGGAUAUAAGAAUACUUGAAAAGAUUGGGGAAGGAGCCUUUGGUUAAGUAUAUAAGGGAUUAUAUAAGAAUGAGGAAGUAGCAAUCAAGGUAAAAUUAAUUUGAUUAAUUAGUUCUUGUAAGGUGCUUAAAUUUAGGAAACAUCAAUCAUGAAAAAUCUGAGACACAAAAAUAUCAUAAAAUUUUAUUAGGUUGUAUCAUAUUGAUAUAGUUUAAGUAUUUUAAAUAAGGAAAUUACUAAUAUUUAGUAAUGGAAUAUGCAGCUGGAGGUUCAUUGAAAGAAUUAAUGAGAAAAAGUUUAGAUGAGUCAAUCAUCAGUUAGAUUAUGUAUUCUAUAUUUACAGGCAUUGAAUAUCUUCAUUCUAAAUAGAUUAUACAUCGUGAUAUCAAACCUGGUAUUUUAACAUAACACAUUUAGAUAAUAUCUUAAUAAAAAACACAGAAGAUCUUUCAAGCAUAAAGAUUGCUGACUUUGGUUUAAGUUAUUAAUACAAACCUGAAAUUCGUUAUUAUUAGACUGUUUCAAAAUAAUGUGGAACAUUUAUAUAUAUGGCACCAGAAUAAAUUUUAAAUAAAACAUAUAACAAAGCUGUUGAUAUGUGGUCAUGUGGCAUCGUACUUUUUAUGCUAUUGAAUCAAGGAAAACAUCCAUUUUAUCCUAGGAUUUUAACAAAAAAAGAAUUUAUCAACAGUUUUCCAGAUUUGAAAUAUGAAUAACCAUUUCAUUCAUCUCCACUUGCACGAGAUCUCUUAUAAAGAUUAUUAUAAAAUGAUCAAGAUUCUCGAUAUACUGCUUCUUAAGCAUUAGUUCAUCCAUGGAUUACUCGAAAAUUUAAUGAUCCUAUUCCUAUGAGUGUUAAACAAUUUGGAAUUUGUUAAGAAUUAAAAAAAAAAGUAUUAUUUAUAAUCAUUAUAGACUUUUUAAUAAUUAUAAUCUAUUUUGUUUAUAAUUUAUUUGCAAAAAAAUUCAAUUAAGUAAUCUCCAAUUCAAUCUAAAAAAGAUCUAAAUGAAUUUAAACUUACUAUUGCUGAAUCUGAUGAAGAUAGAUAUGAAUAAAAAAAUCUAGAUAAUAUCAGUCCCAGAAAUUAAUAAUUCUUAAACUAAUUAUCAAUAACUAGACCUACUAAAAUAUUCAAAUCUUCUAAAACUUUUAAUAGAAUACCUUAAAAAGAAAAGCAUUAUCGUUUGAAUGCAAUUCUUAAUCAAACAAAUGAAUCUAAUCAAGAAUUAAAAAUGUUUAAGUUUCAUCAAUAAUAUAGUAUUGAUAAUGAAAAAAUAAUCAUUCCUAUUGAUCCAGAAUCCCCUAAGAAAAAUCUAAAACUUAAUUAACCAAACAAAGUACUUCUUCCUGCAUUAUCAGAAAUAACUUAAACUUCUUUAAGUCCUAUAAAAUAAACAAAGGUUUCAAUUGUAAAACAGAAUUCAUUUAGAAAAACAGAUUCUUCUUUUUUCUUAGGAUUAAAUAGAAUAAAUAAUAAUUCAGUAUAAGAAUCAGAAACUAUAAGAAAUAAAGAAGACAUUUAUCAUAGAGGUUCAAUUAUAAAUACUUAAAGAUCAAUUGCCAAAAAUAAUGUUAUUAAUUUAGUAGUAUCUCCAAAUUGUAAAAUCAUACAGUAGAAUAAUCUUCUUAUCCAAAAAAAAAUAAUAUGA